AUGUCUCACAAUGCUGUUUGGGAUCGAAGAAUAAAUCUUGGUAUUAACCCCUAUGCGGGUAGACCACAAAGGAUUCGCAGAAAUAAUCAAAGGGGUGCAGGACUGCCGACUGCCCCUAUUGUCGCAAACCCUGGCGACCUAUUACAGCGUGCCGUUACAGAUGCUGUAAUGGGGGGGAAAAGAUUUGCAGCACGUCAGAUGAAAAAAGCAAAACGUGCAAAAGCAAAAACAAGACGUCUCAAUGCAAGAGCAAUAAUGCAAAAACAUAAAUCAUCAACACGCAGAGUAGUACAAGAAGGAGGUCGUUUACAAGAAAGCCGUCGUACAAGAAAACCUAUUAAUCAUAUGCCUGUAGUCUAUCAAUAUCAUCAAUAA
Messenger RNA from Paramuricea clavata, 375 nucleotides. The record is from the annotation of a GenBank genome assembly. NCBI's taxonomy places the organism in Eukaryota, Metazoa, Cnidaria, Anthozoa, Malacalcyonacea, Plexauridae.